GUGAUAGGUGGCGAGUACCAGGAACGUUUGAUACCGGUACCCUACAGCAAGAGCUCGACAGACCAAGCUAUCCGCGUAGUGAACGCAUUUCGGCAGGGCCUAGACUCGCGAUACGGCGAGCACAGUGGAUUGACCCUUGCGGAGGUACUGCGGAAGCAAUCAUCGCUGAGUAAGCGGCACUCACAGACGAGCAGCAUCGAUUAUGCAGACAACUUGCCAGAUGAAUUGACAAUACCAGAGAUUGAUGUCGAGCGGUUAUCUAGUCACAGUCAUACUGAGACUGCGGUUUAA
Molecule: messenger RNA, 291 nt
Organism: Cotesia congregata
Lineage: Eukaryota; Metazoa; Arthropoda; Insecta; Hymenoptera; Braconidae
Source: the annotation of a GenBank genome assembly